AUGAGUGAUCGCAUGGAUACGGAUUCCGAUUCCGACGGAUUUGCGCCGGUAUUUGUUCGAGGCGACACAGAGACGCACCCCGUUAUCAGUCGUGUCGCAUACAUCAAUAAUCCCUCAUUCGAGUUCUCGCCUCCUGACGGAUACAUCUGCAACAAGUGCCGCGGCGUCCACGCCAUAGCGAUCGGGUGGAGUGCCAUCACGUUGGUCGAGUUAGAGCGAAGUCGAUCGGGAUGUAGAUUCUGCGAUUUUGUGUAUCGCGCGGUCGAGCACCACAGCGACAGCCCUCUCGGAAAUGUAGUUGCCAGCCUUCAAGGUUCACCGGAUCAAGAAAACGUUGGCGUCCGGAUUACCUCUGAGGAAGGUAACCUCAACAUCGCGUAUUCUACGGCAAGCGGGACAGAUCGACCUCCGGAACUUGACCUGUGGGUCUACACGAAUGCGGCAUCUAAGCCAACCGGCGCGGAGACGAAGACGAACAAUAUAGGAGCUAUGCUGCUGGGGAUUCGCCUCGGAGACAUGCCAAAGACAUUUCGAGAUGCGGUCGAGAUAUGUAUCAAACUAAAGAUCAAAUAUCUCUGGAUCGACUCUUUGUGCAUCAUCCAAAAUGACCUGGAUGACUGGAGGGUCGAAGCCGCCAAAAUGGGCCAAUACUACAGAAAUUCCUACGUCACGGUGGCUGCUCACCCAACCCAUGACUGGGAUGGCAAAAUCCAGGCGCAUAUCGAUGGCGGCUGCCACCUUUCCAGAAAAAGGCCUUUCGAGGCGACGGUCCGAGGUAGAGAUGGCCAGGCGUGCAACAUAUUCGCCAGGCAGCUUCACAACCACGGGCAAUUUGUCAAGACGACUCAGGAUGGUAGGUGCAGUGAGUACUUUAAACGUGGGUGGUGCUUCCAAGAGCGCAUGCUAGCGCCACGUAUCAUGCACUUCACGAAGAGCGAGGUUCUCUUUGAGUGUAACACCACGUUGAGCUGCGAGUGUGGCGGGGCCUCGAGAGGGGAGAUUGAGCGAGCCGAGUCUCUCAAAAAGCCAUUUGCGGUAUCGUUAAGAUCCGUCGGCCAGCCGACUAUCAGCCCUGAUGCCUCGAAGGAAGUCCUGCACGCCUACCGCCGUCUCACGGAAGAUUACUGCGAGAAGAGACUGACAAAGUGGACUGAUCUUCUCCCGGCGCUCUCAAGUAUGGCAAGCAUCCUUCAACCAGCUCUCGGGAGCUACUAUGCCGGCCUCUGGGAAGCCGACUUAUAUCUAGGCCUCCAAUGGUCGUCUUCGUGGGGGCUCGGGCCUUGCUCGGAACUCUGCGACAAAUCCCACAGGGAGAAAGAUUGUCCGAAGCGAUGCUACCGCCACGACGAAGCCUCGAAGGAAUCAUUCGGUCACCUUACAGGCGGAUCAUUAACCCUCUUCACUUGCGCUAUCACCAUGACUGGCCCUCUCGAACUUACCUUGGGAGGGUGGGCGAAGAUUUCCGGUGACAAGAUCAGUAGUUGUACCUUCAUCCUCGACGCUAAGCAGGACGAGGCCUUGGCAAGAACGAAACCCGUCGUAUGUAUUGAACUGAUGCGCAGUAGAGCCAUCUACCGCGAAACGAUCCAACCGCGUCGAUUUGUCAACCCACACUACCCGUUUGGAGAGGCAAACUUUGAUGCGGACUAUUGGAAUGAGCAACCCAGGCCCGGAAGACAAAUGGUGAGCAUCGCGGCCAUCGUAGCAGUGGAUCUGGAGGAUGGCACCUUUCAAAGGAUCGGGUUCACUCAUUAUCUGGAGCCACCUUUUCUCCUCGAUCGCAUCGCCAUCCCCGAAGCCAAUCGUGGCAGCAACGCUAUACAUCACGGAACCGAGGGGUCUAAUUCAACGCCCGAGGCAUCUGUAAAAUUUGAGUGCUCAGCACCUGGCUCCUUCGGUUCUGGUGCUGGGAAUACACACUAG
Messenger RNA from Scedosporium apiospermum, 1923 nucleotides. RefSeq lists its product as uncharacterized. Lineage: Eukaryota; Fungi; Ascomycota; Sordariomycetes; Microascales; Microascaceae. Bases 1 to 1923 code for a protein of 640 amino acids. The transcript has 4 exons. The record is from RefSeq and is a predicted model, not a curated record.